CACUGUGGUAGGAACUGUUCCCUGGGCUACUGUUUUCCUGUAGGAUUGUGUUUGUUACUGCUUUAGAAAGCCUAACACUUAGUAAAGGUCUCUUCAGUUUCUUCCAGGCUAUAGAACUGUCCAGUGAAGCCAUGGAGAAGAAUGCCACACUGCUGACAGAGUUUGUUCUCACAGGACUCAGUCACCAGCCACUGUGGAACAUCCCUCUGUUCCUGGUCUUCUUGGUGAUCUAUCUCAUCACCAUUGUGGGAAACAUCAGUCUGAUCACUCUCAUCUGGACUGACCCUCACCUUCACAUCCCCAUGUAUCUGUUUCUUGGAAGCUUGGCUUUUGUAGAUACAUCUAUUUCUUCCAUAGUGGUCCCAAAGAUGCUUCUUAACUUCUUUGGUAUGAGCAAGGUGAUCACUCUAUCUGGAUGUAUGGCACAAUUUUUUUUAUUUAAUAUCAGUGCAACCACAGAGUGUUUCCUCUUGGCAGCAAUGGCCUAUGAUCGCUAUGUAGCCAUAUGCAAACCUUUACUCUAUCCAGUAGUUAUGACCAACGGUCUGUGUGUGUGGCUGAUAGCCUUGUCUUUUAUAGCUGGAAUUAUUCAUGCUUUGAUUCAUGAAGGUUUUUUAUUGAGAUUAACCUUCUGUAAUUCUAACAUGAUACAUCACUUUUAUUGUGACAUUAUAUCAUUGUUAAAGAUUUCCUGUACUGACACGUCUCUUAAUUACCUAAUUGUUUUUAUUUUUUCUGGUUCAAUCCAGGUUUUCACUAUUUCAACUAUCCUUGUCUCUUACACUAUUAUUUUGUUUACAAUCUUAAAAAAGAAAUCUGCCAAAGGCAUAAAGAAAGCCUUCUCGACCUGUGGGGCCCAUCUCCUAUCCGUGUCUUUAUACUAUGGCCCUCUUCUCUUCAUGUAUGUGCACCCCGCAUCUUCAGAAAUAGAUGAUCAAGAUAUGAUAGACUCUCUGUUUUACACUGUCAUAAUUCCUGUUUUAAAUCCAAUCAUUUACAGUUUGAGAAAUAAGCAAGUUAUUGAUUCAUUGGCCAAAUUUUUAAAGAGAAAUGUUUAGAUUUCUUACAACUCUCUGUUACAUUUAGG
Messenger RNA from Mus pahari (shrew mouse), 1087 nucleotides. Its product is annotated as olfactory receptor 187. NCBI's taxonomy places the organism in Eukaryota, Metazoa, Chordata, Mammalia, Rodentia, Muridae. Gene Ontology annotation, molecular function: odorant binding; olfactory receptor activity; G protein-coupled receptor activity. Gene Ontology annotation, biological process: G protein-coupled receptor signaling pathway; sensory perception of smell. The transcript is spliced from 2 exons. Gene Ontology annotation, cellular component: membrane. The record is from RefSeq and is a predicted model, not a curated record. The coding region runs from base 132 to 1058 and encodes 308 amino acids.